UGCGCGCCGCCGAGCCCCGGCGGCAUGGGCGUCACCGGCCUCCGGAGGUGCCUGCGCGACGUGCAGCGGCAGGCGCACGCGGAGGCCCUGCGGGGCCAGCACCGUCGGGCGGCAGAAGAUGGGUUUGGUCAGCCUGCGGACGGAGUGGACGGUGCUCCUGCCCUGUGCUCACCGCCGAGGACUACCGUGGCCUGCGCGUGGCGCUCGACGGCCACCUCUUCCUGCACCGCGGGCUCUGCCGCGGCCAGGGCGCCUGCGCCGCGGAGCUGCUGCUCGGGGUGCCCACGGUGGCCCACGCCGCGCCCCUCCUCGAGGCCGUCGCGGUGCUCCGGGCGCACGGCGCCGAGCCGGUGGCCAUCUUCGACGGGCGGCCGCUGCCGGCCAAGGCUGCGACGCGCGAGCGCCGGCGGCGGGCGCGGCGGCUCGCGCGCGAGCGCCUGGAGCAGCAGCUGGACGCGCGCGGGGCCGCGGGCCUGCAAGCGGAGCGCCCGCGCCUCGCGCAGGCGGUGGAGGUCACGCCGGAGAUGGUGGCACGCUGCACCAGCUGCCUGCGGCCUUGGGCGUGCAGUUCAUCGUUGCUUCCUACGAGGCGGACGCGCAGCUGGCCUACCUGGCGAUCGAGGGCCUCGUCGACGUGGUUGUCACGGCGGACGCGGACCUGCUGGCCUUUGGUUGCCCGCGUGUCCUCUUCGACCUCGACAGUGGCGGCGGCGGCUUGGAGGUGCGCCUGGGUGACCUCCAGGGCUGCGAGGGGCUGGCGCCCUACCGGCUCGCGCCCGCGUCGCUCCCCGACCUGUGCAUACUGAGCGGCUGCGACUACCUGCCCGCGCUGCCGCACGUGGGCCUCCGCACCGCCGCCAAGUGGCUCCACCGUGCUGGCGGCAGCGUCGAGGGUGCGCUGCGCCUGGCUGCGAGGAGGGGGGUCCAGGUCCCCGGGGACUACCGACGCAGCUUCGCGCGCGCCCGGCUGGUCUUUGAGUCGCAGCUCGUCUUCGACCCCAGGACCGGCCGUCUGUGCGCGCUCCGCCCGUUGAUGGUGGCACCAGACGUGCCCGAGGGCUACCUCGGGGAGGCACUGGACGACGAGACUGCGCGCUCCAUUGCCUGUGGGCACCUGCACCCCGUCACGCUGGAGAGCGUCGAUCCCGCGAGAUGCCAGCCCCAGGUCAGCGCCGCCCUGGCGGCCAAGCUGUCCUUGGCCCUGGCGCUGCUCGCUCCUGAUGGGCCUGGCCCAGCCUCCAGCUCCGGACGCGAUGGCGGAGAGCCGGCGGACCUCAGCGGUCGAGACGCAGCUGGGCCGCGCAGCACGGGCCGCGUCUCGCGCUCGCCUGCCCCCAGCGUGGCCCAGCGCCAGAGCAGCGCUGGCUGCGGCGGCGUGACGCGCGCGGCCCAGGGCGGCAGCGGCGGCGGCAGCCCGCCGCUCCCGCGGGCGCCGCGGAGCUCUGCGGCGCCCGGCGCCCCAGGUGCUGAGGGCCAGCCAGCCGCUCCGCGGGCACACUCGCGUGGCUUCAGGCCGCCGCGGCCUGCAGCGCCCUGUGACCGUGCGGCGGCGGCCAUCGUGCCAGCACCGACCGCCGAGCAGUACGGCGCGCUCCGGGGCGAGCUGGCGGAGGUCUCCGAGCGGCUGGGCGAGCUCGAGGCGGCGCUGGCUGGGCACGGGGGCGCCAGCACGGGACAGCCGGGGCGUGCCGCGAGCCCGGGCCCCUCGGAACCCGCAGAUUUUGCUUCGACAUUGUGCGAGGAGUGGCCAGCUUUAGAAUCGAAGCUGGACGAGGACGCACGGAGCUCCCUGUUUCCGCCCACCAGCGCCCUCGUGCUGUUCCGCACGGAGGCAGGUGGCGGCGCCGCGGGCCCGGGCCGCUCGGCUCACGCGGUUUUCGCCUCGAAGCCGGGGAAGGAGUGGCCAUUGUCGGAUGUAUCCA
Molecule: messenger RNA, 1922 nt
Organism: Prorocentrum cordatum
Lineage: Eukaryota; Dinophyceae; Prorocentrales; Prorocentraceae
Source: the annotation of a GenBank genome assembly